Messenger RNA from Elaeis guineensis (African oil palm), 1605 nucleotides. RefSeq lists its product as uncharacterized. The record is from RefSeq and is a predicted model, not a curated record. Lineage: Eukaryota; Viridiplantae; Streptophyta; Magnoliopsida; Arecales; Arecaceae. Gene Ontology annotation, molecular function: damaged DNA binding; 5'-3' DNA exonuclease activity. Gene Ontology annotation, biological process: double-strand break repair via nonhomologous end joining; interstrand cross-link repair.
CCCGCCCCCUUACGUGGCUUCUGUCUCCAAGGUCCAAACAAGCACCUCCUGCGCACUGGGUUAAUUCCAUUUCAAAAUCCCUGUCUUCCCCGCCAUUCCCACCGACGUCGCGGCUCCCGUCUAGGGCAAGAAGAGACAGAGAGAGAAAUGCAGAAGGGUUUGAUCUCGAUCGAUCGGUGGAGCGAGAAGAGCCAGGCCUACUUCCUCACCCACCUCCACGCCGACCACACUGAGGGCCUCUCCCCACACUGGUCCGGCGGUCCCAUCUUCUGCUCCCCGAUCUCCGCCCGGCUCUUCCCCUGCAAAUUCCCCGGCUUCGAUCUCUCCUUGCUUAGGGUUCUGGAGGUGGGACGCACCCAUCCCCUUUCUCUCUCCUCCCCGACCAACGGAUCCGAGGUCCAGAUCCUCGUCACACCAAUCGAUGCUCACCACUGUCCUGGUGCUGUAAUGUAUUUGUUCCGUGGGGAGUUUGGAUGUGUUUUGUACACGGGAGACUUCCGGUGGGAACUGAAAUCAGAAAGGGCUAAGCUGGCGAAGAAAACCCUCCUUGAUGCUCUCCAAGGAGAUAAAGUGAACAAUCUUUACUUGGACAAUACCUAUUGUCAUCCAUCAUUCUCAUUUCCUCCACGUGAAGUUGCAGCCCAGCAGGUAGUCGAUAUCAUUACUCAGCAUCCUAACCAUGAAAUUGUCGUUGGCAUCGACACACUUGGGAAGGAAGGCCUGUUGCUUCAUAUAUCACAAGCUCUAAGUACAAAGAUUUGGGUCUGGCCAGAGCGUUUGCAAACUAUGCAUCUUCUUGGGUUUGAUAAUAUUUUUACAACAAAGACCAGUCUUACAAGAGUGCGUGCUGUUCCUCGAUACAGUCUCACCUUUGAGACACUUGAGGCAUUGAACACAAUACAUCCCACCAUUGGAAUUAUGCCCUCCGGUCUUCCAUGGGGGUUGAAAUCCCCCAAAGUAGAUGAUACUUUUGGAACAUCACUUGAAAAUUGCUGUGAAUGCAAAGGAAGUGCUACCAGCAGGAUACAGCUUGAGACAAAUCAAAUACAACCUCCAAGAAAGCUUCAUCGAUAUGCCUAUUCUGUUCCGUAUUCUGAACAUUCAUGCUUCACUGAGAUAGAGGAGUUUGUGAAGAUUAUCAAGCCGUCAGUUGUUACUGGAAUUGUUUCUUCAUCAUUCUAUUACAUCAAUCCUCGUCACUACUUUGGCUAUCUCUGUGGAUUUGGUCAUCUCUUUCAUAAACCAUGCAGAAACUUCAGAUGCGAGAAAGCCAAAAAUGCUGAAGUCAACCAAUGUCAAUCGUUUCCAAGGUGCAGAAGUUCUAAUAAGCUGAAGGAGAGAAAAGAAGGAAGCAUCAAGUUUGCUAGCUUCAGUGUACGUAGUAGUAGAUUGUCUGCAAUACGAAAGGGAAAAUGUGGUGUGAAGAUCAUGGAAAUUGAUUAGAUUUCUAGCUCUGAUCUGAAUGUAUGAAAGUCAGCCUCUAGUGGAGGAUGCUUGGCUAAUAGAUACAACCUCUGUUCUGUACAUCCGACUAACAAUAGCGAUACAUCAUGGUAUCCACCCUUUUAGAAGGCCUUUUUUUUUUUAUUUGAUUCCAAGCUUCUA